Messenger RNA from Helobdella robusta, 1626 nucleotides. RefSeq lists its product as hypothetical. Gene Ontology annotation, molecular function: protein binding. Lineage: Eukaryota; Metazoa; Annelida; Clitellata; Rhynchobdellida; Glossiphoniidae. The transcript has 11 exons. The annotation marks the transcript as partial. The record is from RefSeq and is a predicted model, not a curated record.
UCCAAUCAAUUUGUUCGCUUGCAGAGAGAAACAGACUACCUCAAGUGCUCAUAUUGUUUGGCUCCUAGACCCGUGUCUGAUCCGUUUGCAAGGUUUUGUAAUGAUUGUGGACACCCCAUCACUCCACUCAUCCAGAACAAACUUCCUCCUCCUCAAGUUAACCAAGUGGGCAGAUGUUUUACAUGUCAGUCAAUGGUGCCUUUCAACAUGGCCUCAUGCAUCGUAUGUGAAUCCCCCCUCAAACAACAAUGCCUUCCGAGGUCAGAUGUCAAACUCUCCUCAAUGGUUCCCUGUGUGGUCUGUGGCACUGCGAACCAGGCCACCCUUCGAUACUGCGUCACAUGCUGCGCUUCCUUACCCGAGUCAAACCUGCCGGCCAGUUUGAAUAUCUCACCAACACGAAGCAGUAGCGCCAACAAUCUCUCCAAAACUUGCUCCAAGUGUGGCAGGGUCAACAGUUCGAAGGCCAGGUUUUGUGAUUGGUGCCAGUCCAAACCGAUCGCAUGCAACAAGUGCGGAACGACCAACCAGGCUCAUGCUCAUUAUUGCGCUAACUGUGGCAACUUGUUGCAGUUCCCUGCUGACGAUAACAUGCUUCCUGGGUUCAUGUCCAUGAACGGACCUCCCGCGCUGCAGACCACAGAGGCAGCAACCCAGACUGUCGGUCUCUUCUAUCCGUCGGUGCCAAAGUUCAAACAGAUGAAUAUUCUCGAGGGUCUCCUGGGUACUAAGGACAUGAGCAACAGCAAGGGAGGAGAUUGGGUGGACCAGAAACCAAUCAUCACCAGUGCCGUGUCUCCAGGAAGAGGUUACUGGCGCAAGCAGGUGGAGCACAUGUGUGCACAUCUGAAGGCCCAUGCUUCCAAGGACACAAACUUCAGAUCUCUCAUUGCUCAUCCCAGGAUGGGGAAGUUACUGCAGGCCACCGUUAAUGAAGAUGGUUACGAAUUGAGUUUGACCUUGAAUUUUGCUCUCAGGUCACCAGAUAAUAUCGUGAACACGAACAACCUAAAAAAUGACAGAAUGAGAUCUGCAGGCAGCAGAAGAACAGGCAUGGGAGAUACCUCGCAAAGAAGAAGCAACCUGAAAAAGAAGAACAGCAACAGCAGACAAAUGAACAACGACGACGUUAACAACACUGUAAGUGAACUGAACAAAAGUCUGACGAAAGAGGUCGGCAAAUUAGGUCGUGGACGCGUUGAAAAAGUUCAAGAGCUGAUUCUUGAGGGAGCCUCACCAAAGGAUUGCACAACACGUGACGGACUGACACUCCUCCACCAUGCAGCCAUCUACAAACACUACCACGUCAUUCCGAGUCUGGUAGAAGCUGGUCUGCACGUAGACAGUGUGGAGAACUCAAUGCACAACACGCCACUGCACGAGGCUGUCAGGGAGCACAAUGUGAAUGCUGCUGCUGGGGCUGAUCAUGGUGCUGCCCUCAAAGUUGUCGAAGUUUUAUUAGGGUGUGGAGCCAGUCCAACAAAGAAGAACAAGCUAGGCGAGACUGCUUACGAACUUGCAAUCAGAGUUGGAAGGCAGGACCUCGCCAACAAGAUGACCAUGUACAUCGCACAGAACAACAUCAACAAACUUUCCAAACCGAAAAAAAUUAACUCGGAUUUUUAA